Drepanopeziza brunnea f. sp. 'multigermtubi' MB_m1 is the source of this 1182-nucleotide messenger RNA. RefSeq lists its product as uncharacterized. The record is from RefSeq and is a predicted model, not a curated record. NCBI's taxonomy places the organism in Eukaryota, Fungi, Ascomycota, Leotiomycetes, Helotiales, Drepanopezizaceae.
AUGGGGAGCAAUUCUGGAGGCCAAGAGAGCUGCGCGCUUCUGGGCGACGGCGACUGGGCCCUACCGUCCGGACCAAUGACUCGCCGCAUGGGCCAACAGAGAUAUACAAGAUUCUACAACUACCUCGCUGCAGCGCUGGCACUCGCAUCGUUCCCACUCGCAUCGUUCGCCCAGGAAAAUGAGUGUGGUGGUGGUGAGCCCGAGGCCACGGUGACCGGCGAGGGGAAUUCCUACACGGCUACCUCUCUCUCCAAGGAAGUCUACAGCGGCUCAGACUACCUUGCCGCCAUCACCGCCGCGCUGGAUUCGAUCUCUGAAGGCCAACGUGUAUCUGUCAUCGCCUCCGGCUCGAUAGGCACCGGCCGGAUUCAUGUCGAUAGCGGAAAGAUCUUUGAAGGCUGCGGUACUAUCGAUAUUGGCAACAACAAGCGCGGCUCCAUCGAGUCCCUCAACACCGUCGGGGCCUCCAUCCCGUUCUUGACUCUGACCGGCUCUCCCUACUUCGGGAUGCGCUUCUACGGCACCCACGGGUUGUCGCUCGGCCGCAUCACCAUGAGGCUCAGUGGCGGGAUGGGCAUCCGCUUCGAUCGCGACGAAGCCCCGAACACCGACGUCCAGAUGGACGUCAUCGACGUGAAGGGAGCAGGGAGCCACGCCGUCGAGACGUGGAACAUCGACGGCCUCACCAUCAACGAGGUCCUCGCCGAGGACGUCGGCGAGUGUGGCCUGCUGCUGCAGGCGACCACCAACGCGAAGGUUGGCCUCGUCAAGGGAACCAACGUAGCGACCGGCAAUGGCUACGCCACCUUCCGCAUGGCCAACCGGAACGGCCGUUCCGGCGAUGACUACUCUACCAACAUCUUCAUCGAUGAGGUUAUCGCCACCGGCGGCGGGCGCGGCAUCUUCUGCGUGUCGGAGUCGGGCGGCGCCGAGAUCCGCAAGAUCGACAUCUCGAACACCGGCGGCGACUCCAUCCUUAUUGAGAACUGCCACAACGUCAACAUCCUGGGCGGUGUCGUGACCGGGGGUGGCAACGUGCGCCUGGCGAAGCGAAAUGAGUUUGAGAACAACUCCGACAUCAGCCUGAACAUUGAAGUCAACGACACCCCGGUAUUGGAGAAGCCAUGCGGUGAAAACUCCCGGCUCGAAAUUUCCGGAAACGCCGACGUGAAAAUCUGCUAG